AUGACCGUGGCGAUAUCCAACCCGGCCGCACCGCCGGUGAGUGCAAGAGCCUAUAUGUCGGUCAUCGGAGGGACCUGCGCGCUCUUGUGUACCGUCGGCUUUGUCGUUGCCUUUGGCGUCUUCCAAGGAUACUACACCGAGCACCUCCUUCGAGGAAUGAGCGAGUUCGACAUCUCGUGGAUUGGGUCGGCCUCGAUCUUCUUAUUGUACGCAUCUGCGCCCAUCUGUGGCGUUCUUGUUGAUAGGUUUGGGCCCAAGGUUCUGCUCAUCGCCGGGUCGAUCGGGGUCCUCGUGGCGAUUUUUAUGAUUUCUCUCUGCUCCCAAUACUACCAGAUCUUUCUGGCCCAGGCGGUGCUUCUGGGGAUCAGUAUGGGUUUUGUCACAUGGCCGCCCUUCGCGGUGGUUUCCCGCAAUCUGCCACACCAUCGUGGCCUCGCCUUGGGGGUGAUCACCGGGGGUUCUUCUGUGGGCGGAAUCGUCUGGUCGAUCAUGAUUGAGGAGCUCCUGACCAAGCGAAACCUCGGGUUUCCGUGGACGGUCCGUGUGCUGGGGUUUACGAUGCUGCCUCUCCUGGCAUUCGCAUGCAUUUCGAUUACUGAGCCACCCAAACAACCCCAACCCCAACCCAGACCGGUCCUGGAGGCCACGGUAGAGAGCGGUUCGGCCUCUCCAAUCCCGAAGCCGGAGGAUGCGUCCCUCCCGUUGCUCCGGAGUCCCGUCUUUAUCUCUAUCUGCGUUGGCUUCGGCCUCGGCUUCCUGGGCCUGUUCAACCCCUUCUUCUAUAUCUCGUCGUACGCAGCGGGCCAUGGCGCGUCAGCACACACCUCCUUUUACAUGAUCUCCAUCAUGAACGCAGCCACCCUUUUUGGUCGCGUGAUCCCCGGAAUCGUGGCGGACCGUGUAGGCCACUACAACGUGAUGAUCUUCGUCCUGCUGGCCUCAGGAAUUACCUCGUUCUGCUGGACCGCAGUCCACUCCCUGACCGGGCUCGUCAUCUGGUCUAUCGCAUAUGGGUUCUCUUCCGGGGCCAUCCUGAGUCUGCAGGGCGCCUGCGCAGGGAAAAUCGCGACUCCGCAGAAUCAAGGCAAGGCAAUCGGCUUCUUGCAAGGUUCGCUGGCGGUAACGGUCCUGGUCGGCUCACCCAUCGGCGGUCAACUGCUGGGCCACUAUGGAUACUUAUCGCUGUCGAUGUUUACGGGCGCCACGCUGGUGGUGGGGGCAGUGGUUAUGGGCUAUGCCAGACUAUGUCUUAACCCAAGGGUGAUGGUAGCUGUCUAG
Molecule: messenger RNA, 1278 nt
Organism: Aspergillus novofumigatus IBT 16806
Lineage: Eukaryota; Fungi; Ascomycota; Eurotiomycetes; Eurotiales; Aspergillaceae
Product: putative MFS monocarboxylate transporter
Exons: 5
Coding region: 1-1278 (425 amino acids)
Biological process (GO): transmembrane transport
Cellular component (GO): fungal-type vacuole membrane
Molecular function (GO): transmembrane transporter activity
Source: RefSeq, a predicted model, not a curated record